AUGGUAGUACCGGGCCACCUAAAACUUGGCCCACGGAAGCAUGCUGAGGCCACGUGUUCUGAAGCGUCCUCCUCUUUGCAGGUGAACGAGCUCAAGGAGAAGGGCAACAAGGCCCUGAGCGCCGGGAACAUCGAGGACGCGCUGCAGUGCUACUCGGAAGCCAUCAAACUAGACCCACAGAACCAUGUGCUCUACAGCAACCGGUCCGCCGCCUACGCCAAGAAAGGGGACUACCAGAAGGCCUACGAAGACGGCUGCAAGACUGUCGACCUGAAGCCCGACUGGGCCAAGGGCUAUUCGAGGAAAGCGGCUGCUCUGGAGUUCUUAAACCGGUUUGAGGAGGCCAAGCGCACCUACGAGGAGGGUUUAAAACAUGAGGCCAAUAACCCUCAGCUCAAGGAGGGCCUGCAGAACAUGGAGGCCCGGCUGGCAGAGAGGAAGUUCAUGAACCCUUUCAACAUGCCCAACCUGUACCAAAAACUGGAGGGGGAUCCCAGGACGAGGUCCCUGCUCAGUGAUCCUUCCUACCGGGAGCUGAUAGAGCAGCUCCGGAACAAGCCCUCCGACCUGGGCACGAAACUGCAGGACCCGCGCGUCAUGACCACGCUCAGUGUCCUUCUGGGCGUCGACCUGGGCAGCAUGGAGGAAGAUGAAGAGGUCACCACGCCCCCACCCCCGCCGCCUCCCAAAAAGGAGACCAAACCUGAGCCCAUGGAAGAAGAUCUCCCAGAGAAUAAGAAGCAGGUCUCUUCCUUCCAUUUAAUUGCCAACAACCUAGCCACUGUUGGGGGUGGUGGGGGGAGCGGACGCAAGAGGACAUCAGUAGGCCUGGCGUGGCUGUGUCCCCCGUCCCCCGUCCCCCCCCCCAUGUGUAUCAAACAUUCCGAGGCUUCUUAG
Molecule: messenger RNA, 897 nt
Organism: Echinops telfairi (small Madagascar hedgehog)
Lineage: Eukaryota; Metazoa; Chordata; Mammalia; Afrosoricida; Tenrecidae
Gene: STIP1
Product: stress induced phosphoprotein 1
Exons: 5
Coding region: 1-897 (298 amino acids)
Molecular function (GO): Hsp90 protein binding
Source: RefSeq, a predicted model, not a curated record